AUGGGUGACUUCGAAAAAAAAAAUGACUUUAAAGUAGUCAUAGUUGGAGGGUCGGUUGCAGGCCUGGUUCUUGCCCAUAGCUUGCACAAGGCCGGGAUCGACUACGUCGUUCUUGAAGGUCGCGACCACAUCGACCCACAGGUUGGCGCUUCCAUCGGCCUUUUCUCAAACGGCUCCCGGAUUCUUGAUCAGCUUGGCGUUUUCGAAAGUAUCCUGGAGUGUACGGAACCUCUGAAAUGCUACGACAUGCUCACCGGGCAAGGAGAUCUAGUACGGCGUGAUGAUUCCCUGCAAUUGAUCGAGGCACGUACGGGCUAUCCGGUGACAUUUCUUGAGCGGCGGCAGGUCCUCCAGAAGCUCCAUCAACUCGCUCCGGACCAGAGCAAGAUUCUCACUGGCAAAAAGGUCGUCUCUGUUCGCACCCUACCGGAUGGUGUUGAGGUACAUUGUGCAGAUGGUUCCAUUUUCACUGGAGAUAUAGUGGCUGGAGCCGACGGUGUGUACAGUCGAAUCCGCCGUGAGAUGUGGCGUCAUGCCAAAAGCGAUGGCGCCCUCAAACACCUAAAUGAUGAUGAAAAAGCCAUGUUCGCCGACUACAGGUGUCUUUAUGGCAUGUCUUCCCCUGUGCCAGGCUUGCAGAAAACGAGCAUUUACCGUACUUUCAACAAGGACUGGUCCUUUCUGGUAGUUGUCGGGAAAGACGAGUGCUGCUUCUGGUUUGUAUUUGAGAAGCUAAGUAGAACACACAAAUUGCCGAAUCUGCCGAGAUACACAGAAUCUGAUCAAGCCAAGUUUGUGAAGCCAUUUAUGAACCGCCAUGUCUCCCAGGAUGUGACCUUUGAAGCUCUCUGGCAUCGAAAGACAGCAGCCACUUUGGCGGCAUUGGAGGAGGCCCAAUAUAGACAUUGGACAUAUGGGCGCUUUGUCUGCCUGGGCGAUUCCAUACACAAGAUGACACCAAACAUUGGCCAGGGUGGUAAUUGGGCUAUAGAGAGCGCCGCCGCUCUGACCAACAGGCUGCACUUAAUGAUGAGCACAACAAGAACACCAUCGUUCGGGCAGAUCUGCGACACACUGAGCGACUACGAGCAAAGCCGGCAAGUCCGUACCAAGGAAGUGUGCGCAAUGGCCGGCUUCGCCACUCGUCUGGAAGCAUUCGACAAGUUCUGGCACAAACUAAUGGCGUUGUAUGUUGUGCCACGGGCAGGCGACAUGCUCGUAGAUGUUCAUUGCCAGUCGGUCGCGGGAGCACACAUGUUAGAUUUCCUCCCGCCGCCGGAGCUGUCGCUGAGACAGGACACCAUCUUCCAGGCACCUAUGGCAUGGCAUGUCAGCAGAACUAUGCUUUGUAUGCCCAUUGGUAUUUACUACCUACCUGCGCGGCUGUCCUCCACCCUCUGUUCGCCUCAUUUCUCACCACCACUACCUUCAACGACCGAGUUCAAAAUCCUCGUGCUGAUAUGA
Bipolaris victoriae FI3 is the source of this 1464-nucleotide messenger RNA. RefSeq lists its product as hypothetical. The transcript has 5 exons. The record is from RefSeq and is a predicted model, not a curated record. Lineage: Eukaryota; Fungi; Ascomycota; Dothideomycetes; Pleosporales; Pleosporaceae. Gene Ontology annotation, molecular function: FAD binding. Bases 1 to 1464 code for a protein of 487 amino acids.